GAGAGCUGCAGCUGCGUCCCGGUGUCUCAGUCCUGCACGGGCAGCGACGCCGAAAAAGGGAAAGGGUGGCGGUGGAGGGCGGGAGGAAACCAGAUUCCCGUUAAAUAGAUUUCUCCGCAGAUCCUGUGCCGUUAAGCCCUGUGAGCCCACACUUUUUUUAAAAAUGAAGAAAUUAAGGCUUAAGGAACUAGAGAGUCGCCUACAACAAGUGGAUGGAUUCGAAAAGCCCAAGCUACUUCUAGAACAGUAUCCCACCAGGCCGCACAUCGCAGCAUGUAUGCUUUAUACAAUCCACAACACAUAUGAUGAUAUUGAAAAUAAAGUGGUUGCAGAUCUAGGAUGUGGCUGUGGAGUGCUUAGCAUCGGAUCUGCAAUGUUAGGAGCAGGGUUGUGUGUUGGAUUUGAGAUAGAUGAAGAUGCACUGGAAAUAUUUAAUAGGAAUGUGGAAGAGUUUGAGUUAACAAAUGUUGACAUGGUUCAAUGUGAUGUGUGCUCAUUAUCUAACAGAAUGUCCAAGUCAUUUGAUACAGUAAUUAUGAAUCCUCCCUUUGGGACCAAAAAUAAUAAAGGGAAAGAUAUGGCUUUUCUAAAGACUGCUUUGGAAAUGGCAAGUACAGCAGUAUAUUCUUUACACAAAUCCUCAACUAGAGAAAGCUUCGAUAUGACCUGCCAGCAUCAUACAACUUUCAUAAAAAGAAAUCAGUGGACAUUGAAGUGGACCUAAUUCGGUUUUCAUUUUAAAGGCCUCCAAAAACAAAAGCAGCUUAAAACCUAAUGAAAAUUAAUUAAAAAAAGUGUUUGCUAAA
This is a messenger RNA of Carlito syrichta (Philippine tarsier), 806 nucleotides long. RefSeq names its product methyltransferase like 5 (gene METTL5). The record is from RefSeq and is a predicted model, not a curated record. The coding region runs from base 164 to 724 and encodes 186 amino acids. Lineage: Eukaryota; Metazoa; Chordata; Mammalia; Primates; Tarsiidae. Gene Ontology annotation, molecular function: rRNA (adenine-N6-)-methyltransferase activity; nucleic acid binding. Gene Ontology annotation, biological process: rRNA methylation. The transcript is spliced from 6 exons.